Molecule: messenger RNA, 525 nt
Organism: Caenorhabditis auriculariae
Lineage: Eukaryota; Metazoa; Nematoda; Chromadorea; Rhabditida; Rhabditidae
Source: the annotation of a GenBank genome assembly
AUGCUAUAUCGACGCACCCCGCUCACAGUUUUGCAAGGCAAAUCUGCCGCGCAAAUCCAUCUUGGUCGACAGCUCAGGACAGAGCUCGACGCUAUGAAACCUCGAGAUUCCGUGAACCCACUUCCCUUGACCAUUCACCAGCAAAACAUGAAGAAUUGGUUUGACCACCAUAAUGGAGCGAAAACCCGAAGCUUCUCCCCAGGCCAGUCCGUGUUAGCAAAAUGUCAUACGGCUAACGCAUGGAUUUGGAGACCCGGCCAAAUCAUCAAAAAGGCUGGUAAAGUGAACUAUGAGGUGGAUUUUGGAGAAUCCAUCAGACGUUUCCACACCAGCCAACUCAAAAGUGAUCACUCUCACCCUUAUCCAGCAGCCGCACAUCCAUCGACAAGUCAGCCAAACAGUCAAGCCCAGCAGCAAACCCGAACGACUACGGCCGCACCAACGCAGUCAGUCAACGUGCCGCCAGCACCGCGAAGAUCUACACGACAGCGAAAUCCUUUUUCUCGUUACGAUCCUUCACCGUAA